Messenger RNA from Stereum hirsutum FP-91666 SS1, 579 nucleotides. Its product is annotated as DUF1742-domain-containing protein. Gene Ontology annotation, cellular component: endosome. The record is from RefSeq and is a predicted model, not a curated record. NCBI's taxonomy places the organism in Eukaryota, Fungi, Basidiomycota, Agaricomycetes, Russulales, Stereaceae. The transcript has 3 exons. Bases 1 to 579 code for a protein of 192 amino acids. Gene Ontology annotation, biological process: vacuolar transport.
AUGUCCUUCACGAACGUGUACUACAAACGAACAACCGGCACCCCGAAACAGUGCUACGUCUGCUACAAACCCACCACGACAUGUCUCGCCACCGCCAACACAGUUGACUUUAUCUACACUUGCGAUAGUCAUCUCAGCGAUCCAGGUUUCGCAACCCAGCUAGGCGAAAGCUCUGACCCCGUCGGCGCCCCAGGCGCGAAGAAGAUGGGUCUCAGUCCCGAAGAGAUCGCCAAGAUCAAAGAAGAAUGGGAGCUUAAACAACGUCUGAAGAAAGACUCGAAACCCGAUAAAUCGAAGGACGCUACUUCGACUGAUGACACCUCCACGGAUAAGGACGGUGACAAGGAGAAGAAACCCAGCAGUCCCGGUCCAGCGUCGCCGUCGCCAUCCUCGGGCUCUGGCGUGUCAACACCUGGCGCCACAACCGCAAAACCGACGCAUCAGCGGUACAGUCUCCAUCGUGAUUUUUUCGCGAUGAGGUUGGGAGAGCAUAGGAAGAGGAAGCAGGCGAAGCAGAUGCAGGAGUUGGCGCCUAGGUUGCCUGGCGCGCCAAGGGGCGGGAUCAGUCCUUCUGCAUGA